Messenger RNA from Carya illinoinensis, 1590 nucleotides. RefSeq lists its product as uncharacterized. Bases 1 to 1590 code for a protein of 529 amino acids. The transcript has a single exon. NCBI's taxonomy places the organism in Eukaryota, Viridiplantae, Streptophyta, Magnoliopsida, Fagales, Juglandaceae. The record is from RefSeq and is a predicted model, not a curated record.
AUGGCGGCCGUGGCAGGCCAGCCUCCCAUGGCUGGUCCUUCACGGUCGUUCGCCGAACUGGUAUCGUCUGUGCCCCAACCACUGCCAGAGGUGGUGGUUCCUUUUCGGCAACCAAAGUACAUCGACGGUGAGCCUUUUUUCUCCUUUUCAGCCGAGGAAGUUGCCAAAACUGCUGAACCGUUCAGAUUUUCCAUGGUGGUGAAGUUCCUUCGGCAAAGACCAUCCCUUGAUAGCAUCCAUGCCUUCAUACGAAACCGCUGGGGUCUGUCCUCCUUGCCAGUUGUCUCUGCCAUGCAACGGCCCAGAAAUAUAUUCAUCCGUAUGUCUUCUGAAUCGGAUCUACACAAGGCUCUAUCAAGGGAAUCGUGUGACAUAGACGGGAUCCCCUACCGUGCCUUUGCAUGGUCUCCUGACUUCGAUGAAGACUUUGAGCCGCCGACUGUGCCUGUUUGGGUUUUCUUGCCGGGCCUUCCGCCCAACUUCUAUCACUCCUCCCUCUUAAAGAUGCUCACGGCACCGAUCGGGAAUUACAUUCGCCGUGAUAAUCCCACGAAGUGUGCUACCCGCACAGAUGGAGCCCGUAUUUGUCUAGAAAUUGAUGCCUCACAGCAGCCCAUCUCCCACUUCUGGAUUGGUAUUCCUGGAAUGCCGAGAAGCCGCAGGCAGGAGAUUCUUUACGAGACCUUGCCGACUUAUUGCUUGAACUGUCGUUGCCAAGGCCAUAACCAAAGUACCUGUCGUAAUGGAGGGGAAAAAAAACAAACGGUGAAAGGUAGAAAAAUCUGGAAACCGAAAGCUGGAAAUCCGAGUGCAAAGGAGGACAACGUCAAUGGAGGUUUACAGAUUACAGUGGAAGUGUCUAACUCGGAUAAUAUUGAGAAGAGGGUGGAGCCUUUCGUUGGUAUUGUGACUGCUGAACAGGGCGAACCCAGUAAUCCUCAACUGGAACACUCCAAACUGGUAGCCGCCGAAGCCCUUCAGAGUUUGGAAGACACGGAGAAGAUGCAAGAAGAGUCGGAGAAGACUGCUUUGAAGGAGGCUGUUCCCGUUCUGGUCGGUGAGCCUAUUCCUAUGGUUGACCUCUCGCUGGACAGGCAUGCUCAAGUUGAUGCUGCGGGCCCAGGUAUUGUAUGUACUUCUAUGACUGGAUUGUGUGAGAAAAAUUAUAAAGGAAUGCUGCUAUACUCGGGUGCUGAAGUCUUGGGAGGUAUUUUGAACUCUAUGGAUCCUGAACCUGUGGAUACUACAUUGGAACAUGGUAAAACUGGGCAAAUUUCCAAGGCUCAACCGAAUCCGAUCAUUAUUGAAGAGAUUGAAGAGGAUGACGCCGAUGAUAUGGUCCAUGAUGGGCCUGCCAUGGUCUCGGACGAAAGUGCACCUCUUUGUGAGGAGAUUGAACGUAAAACAACCUGCUCUGAUGGUCAAGUUUGUUCCGAUACCGACUCUGAAGGGCCCUUGGAGCAUUUAGCUAAAAAUAAUCUUGUGGUCUCGGACUCGGAUAUUCCUUCGGGACUUAAACGGAAUGGGAAAGGCAUUAAACUAAGGGGUUCUUCCAGGGUUGUAAGCAAGCCCUCCCGUCUCAAUUUAUGA